UACAACUCGAACCUAACACCAGUAAAAUGACUGAAUAUUCUCCUUCUAUCAUAAGGUGUGGAUCUUUAACUCCUGCCUCAGAAAUGCCCUCCCAGACGAACCCAGACUCUGUCAAGAUCAAAGCCUGGUCAGAAGAUACCUGGAAGGAGUAGGUGACCACCACAGCUAUGAACCACACGGAGCCACUGAUGCACUUGGCUGCUCCUGUGCUCCUCCACCGAUGAAGAGUGCUGGACACAUGGACCACAGCCAGAUACCGAUCUAUACAGAUGCUGAGGUCAGUGGAGCAGGAAAAAGACUUAUGGUGCAGCUGGGAUGGAAACUGCAACACAAAAUGUGGCUGUCAAGGGUGAAGCUGCUCUCAGACCAGAAUUUAUAACAACCAAGGAAAAGUUUCAUGACUUCAUAGACACUGAGUCAAGUAAGAAAAAUGAUGACGAUGGUGAGACAGCUGAGAGCACAGAGGAAACCUGCGCCGAGGAACCUGAAUCUAAGAAGUUGAAACUCAACCCUGAAGAGAAGCCCAAAGAGGACAGGCCAGAUUGUAAACGCCAUCGAGGACAGAAUAAAUCCAGGCCUCACGUAAAACCAAACACCUAUGAAGAAAAACGCCUUUGCCUCUCAGUUGUUAAGAACAAUGUGUGUCCAUUUGGAGACAAAUGCCGCUUUUUUCACGAUGUGGCUGAGUACAUGGCCUCCAAGCCGGCCGACAUCGGUGAAAGCUGCCACCUGUAUGACACGUUUGGAAAGUGUUCAUACGGCGUCUCCUGUCGCUUCGCCAACGCACACACUACCCCUGACUUCAAAACCAUGGAAAACAAAGACCUGGUUGCAGCUUGGGAAAACAGGGCCACGGUGAGGAACAGCUUGAAUAAAGAGCUCCAGACUCGCUUGAGGAAACGUUCGGAGCCCUUUACCAAAUCAGUAGAGUACUUGAAAAUGCUUUCAAAAUACAAGGACAAGAAAGAGCAGAACAGAAAUGGUGAGUCUUGCCCAGCUGCGGUGUCAACGGAUCCAACAAAUGAACAGCAGCAUGUGUCUGCAGAAGCAGAUACACAGCAGACAGUUCCAGACACACAGCCUCCAGUAAAGACCAUUGGUCCACUUACUGAUGCUGAUGUCAUCAAGUUACGGCCAUGUGAAAAGAAACAGGUGGAUUUCAAUGACAAACUCUACCUUGCUCCUCUAACAACUUGUGGAAAUCUGCCUUUCCGUCGUGUUUGUAAGCGUUUCGGAGUGGACAUCACCUGUGGAGAGAUGGCGAUGUGCACCAACCUGCUGCAGGGCCAGCAGUCAGAGUGGGCUCUCCUCAAGAGGCAUGAGAGUGAAGAUGUGUUCGGAGUCCAGGUGGAGGGCUGUUUCCCUGACACCAUGACCAGGUGUGCAGAGCUCAUAAACAACAACACUGACGUUGACUUUGUGGACAUUAACUCUGGAUGUCCCAUCGAUCUUGUCUACAAGAAGGGCGGCGGCUGUGGCCUGAUGACUCGCACCAGAAAGUUUGAGCAGAUAAUCAAAGGAAUGAAUUAUGUCCUUGAUGUUCCAUUAACGGUUAAAAUCCGCACUGGAGUCCAGGAGAGGAGCAACAUCGCUCACAAACUCAUCCCAGAAAUGAAGACCUGGGGCGUCUCUAUGAUCACACUGCACGGUCGAUCCAGGGAACAACGCUACACAAAACUGGCCGACUGGGACUACAUCUCCACCUGCUCUAAGCUGGCCAGUCCUGUCCCACUGUUUGGAAAUGGAGACGUUCUCUCCUACGAAGACGCCAUGAAAGCGAGAGAAACCGGAGUUUCUGGUCUAAUGAUUGCAAGGGGAGCUCUCAUCAAGCCCUGGAUCUUUACUGAAAUAAAGGAACACAGACACUGGGACAUUUCCUCCUCUGAACGACUGGACAUCCUCAGAGAUUUCACUAACUUCGGUCUGGAGCACUGGGGGUCGGACACCAGAGGUGUGGAGAAGACUCGCACCUUCAUGCUGGAGUGGCUCUCCUUCAUGUGCAGAUACAUUCCUGUGGGUCUGUUAGAGCGAGUGCCACAGAAAAUCAAUGAGAGACCUCCAUAUUACCUGGGCAGGAACUACUUGGAGUCACUGAUGGCCAGUCAGAAUGUUGGAGACUGGGUCAAGAUAAGUGAAAUGCUCCUCGGUCCUGUACCCAAGAAUUUCAACUUCUUACCAAAGCAUAAAGCCAACGCCUACAAAUGACCUCUUUGAAAACAUAGAGGGUUUUUUUUUUCUUUUUAACUAAAGUUGUUUUCUUUUAACACACUAUUAAUCAGGUUUGAUAUGUGGUGCAAUGAGUGGAUAAUUGUGUUCUAAUGUGUAAAUAUGCCUCAAUAAAGUAUUUGUAUACUUUG
Messenger RNA from Cynoglossus semilaevis (tongue sole), 2357 nucleotides. RefSeq names its product dihydrouridine synthase 3-like (S. cerevisiae) (gene dus3l). The transcript has 18 exons. Gene Ontology annotation, molecular function: metal ion binding; flavin adenine dinucleotide binding; RNA binding. Gene Ontology annotation, biological process: tRNA processing. The record is from RefSeq and is a predicted model, not a curated record. NCBI's taxonomy places the organism in Eukaryota, Metazoa, Chordata, Actinopteri, Pleuronectiformes, Cynoglossidae. The coding region runs from base 316 to 2205 and encodes 629 amino acids.